GUAGUAAAGCGCGAGAAGGAGCUUUAUCGAGAAAUACUCGCCUUCUCGAUCUUAUAUAACUAUACUACUAUAAGAAUCUAUAGCUAUUAUGCCGAGGUUAAUAGCUCCGAGACGAAGUACUAUCGCUAUAUAAUCCGCAAAUUUAACUUUACGGAACUAGACGGUAAAGAGAAAUAG
Molecule: messenger RNA, 177 nt
Organism: Pseudocercospora fijiensis CIRAD86
Lineage: Eukaryota; Fungi; Ascomycota; Dothideomycetes; Mycosphaerellales; Mycosphaerellaceae
Exons: 1
Source: RefSeq, a predicted model, not a curated record